AUGACUCAAUAUCAAAUAUUUUUCUUUAUUCUAUUAACUUCUAAUCAUAUUGUACGAUCACAAUCUGACAAUCGUAAUACUAACAACUGUCCACAUUUGUUCAAAACAUUGAGUGAUUGCACUUGUGCUAGUCCAAAUACAAUUGAUUGUAGUUAUUCAACAACAAUUACUCAUUUACCACGUUCAUGGUAUUCGACAAAUCAUAAUUUAACAGCAUUUACUCAAUCUAUUUUUCGUUUUGAUCUUGUUCAUACAUCAUCAAUAACAUUAAUAAAAACUGACGAUUUUCAAGGUCUUCAAAAUCUUCGCUAUCUUUCUAUAGUUAAUACUGGACUUAAUAGAAUUCAACCACAUGCAUUUCGUCAUCUACCAUCUUUAUAUGAACUUCGUAUUGAAGGAAAUCAAAAUUUAACUGAAUUAAGUCCAUUCUCAUUUAGUGAUAUUGAAUAUAUACAUCGUAUAUCACUUAUAUCGAAUUCAAUAUACGUUAUACAUACAGAAGCAUUUCGUUAUACACAUUUUGUUGAUAUAUUAGAUCUUAGUAGUAAUCCAUUAGAAAUCAUUCAUUCAUAUGCUUUUUUUGGUCUUAAAUCAGUUGGUACUUUAAUAUUAUGUUCAUUACCAACAUGUCCAAUAAAACAAAUUGAUGCAUUUGCUUUUUUUGGAUUCCAUACAUGUGAUACAAUAUUAUUAACCGGUAUUCAUACAUCCUUACGUUCGUUAUCAUUUUCACAUAUGACAUCAAUUCGUCUUGUUAAUUUAUCUCAUGGUGAAAUAUCACGUAUACAUUCAUUUGCAUUUCAAGGCUGUGAACAUAUUGGUGAAAUUGAUUUAUCAUCAUCAUUAAUAUCAAAUAUUGAUACAAAUGCAUUUGACCAAACAAAUAAUAUAUCAUUAUUAAAUUUAAAUGGAAAUUUAAUACGUUUAUUUGAAAAAUCAAUAUUUCAACGAUUAAUUAAUUCAAUAAAACAAAUUAAUCUUGAUAAUAAUCCAAUACAAUGUGAUUGUACACUUGAAUGGUAUUUAGAACAACGUUCACCGAGAUUUAAAUUACCUGAUGUAUGUACAGGUCCAAUUGGAUAUGAAUGUUUAAGUCCUAAUGAACUUCAACAAUCUCAAUUACCAUGUUAUCAAAUAAAUGAAGAUAAUAAUCAAACAAAAAGAAAAAAUUUAUGUGAAAAACGUGUAAAAGGUUCUUGUUCAGAAGAGCAUCUCUUUUCAGUAUAUUUUAUGAUUGCAUUCAUUGGUUGUACUUUUCCAAUUUUACUCCGAAAUUGGUGUCCAGCAGAAAUAUUUGUUGGUGAUACGUUUUGUUAUUUUGCUGGUAUGACAUUUGCAGUAGUCGGUAUUAUUGGACAUUUUAGUAAGACUAUGCUACUUUUCUUUAUACCGCAAAUUAUUAAUUUUCUUCUUUCAAUCCCUCAAUUAUUUCAUUUUAUUCCGUGUCCAAGACACCGUUUACCAAGAUUAAAUAUUGAUUUAAAUAAAUUGAACCCAUCUGAAAUUGAAUUUAAAAAAAAAGAUUUAAAACCACUUGGCUGGUUAAUGUUACGAUUUUUCUCAGCAACAAAAUUUAUAAAAUAUCGAGAAUAUAAAAUGAAUGAUAAUGAAGUAAUGAUUGUAACAACCAAUUUUACUAUUAUUAAUACAGUUCUUUGUUGGAGUGGUCCAUUAUAUGAAGGAACACUUACUCAAAUUUUAAUAGUCAUACAAGUUGUAUUUGGAUGUUUACUUCCAUUUUUUAUUCGUUAUUAUCUUGUAAAAUUUUUCUAUGAUUCAUGA
Messenger RNA from Rotaria sp. Silwood2, 1782 nucleotides. NCBI's taxonomy places the organism in Eukaryota, Metazoa, Rotifera, Eurotatoria, Philodinida, Philodinidae. The record is from the annotation of a GenBank genome assembly.